AUGAUUAAUGACACGCAUAACCAACAUUUGAUAUCUUGGAAUCCUAGCGGCACGUCAUUCUUUGUCCGGGAUGUAAAUCGUUUUGCUAACGAAGUACUCUCUGAAUACUUUAAGCACUCCAAUUUUUCAAGUUUUGUGCGUCAAUUGAACAUGUACGGUUUUCACAAGAUUAACAAGUCUCAUCGAGGACACAAAGGAGAAAGUCAGAAUGAACUUUGGGAAUUCUCUCAUCCAAAUUUUCAAAGAGGUCGUCCAGAACUUCUCGGAAAUAUCAAGAGGAAAGCAAUGGAA
Mucor mucedo is the source of this 291-nucleotide messenger RNA. Its product is annotated as HSF-type DNA-binding-domain-containing protein. Gene Ontology annotation, molecular function: DNA-binding transcription factor activity; sequence-specific DNA binding. The annotation marks the transcript as partial. NCBI's taxonomy places the organism in Eukaryota, Fungi, Mucoromycota, Mucoromycetes, Mucorales, Mucoraceae. The transcript has a single exon. Gene Ontology annotation, biological process: regulation of DNA-templated transcription. The record is from RefSeq and is a predicted model, not a curated record.